AGAUCCUUCAAGAAGCAUUUAGACGGAAUAUCUGAGUGCUGGAACCUUCUAGACAUUGUUCCAGCACCUUCUACUCCCUACCUUUCUCUCCUUCAAAUACAACCGCCUCUCCCAUUUUUGCUAACAGAAUUUGCAGAAUCCAUUCUCUACUCUUAAACAACAAUCUUCUCCCGCAAUCUCAAUGGCUUCCUCACUUGCACUCAAGCGAUUCCUCUCUUCCGGCCUUCUUUCAAGCUCUUUUCUUCGCCCCGUCGCCUCUUCCGCUUCCCGCUCUUUCAACACCAACGCCAUGCGCCAGUACGAUCAACACUCCGAUGACCGUAACGUUGAUGUUUAUCGUCACUCCUUCCCUCGCACUCGCCGCGAUGAUCUUCUUCUCUCAAAUGUGUUCGAUCCGUUUUCUCCCCCACGGAGCUUAAGUCAAGUCCUAAACAUGGUGGAUUUACUGACGGACAAUCCGGUCCUUUCUGCUGCUUCGCGACGCGGAUGGGAUGCGAGAGAGACAGAGGAUGCUCUGUUUCUCCGUUUGGAUAUGCCUGGACUCGGUAAAGAAGACGUGAAGAUCUCUGUGGAACAGAACACUCUUACCAUUAAAGGUGAAGAAGGUGCUAAAGAAAGCGAGGAAAAGGAGAAAAGUGGUCGUCGAUUCUCGAGCAGAAUUGAUUUACCUGAAAAGCUUUACAAGAUUGAUGUGAUUAAAGCUGAGAUGAAAAACGGCGUGCUCAAGGUUACUGUGCCUAAAAUGAAGGAAGAAGAAAGGAACAAUGUCAUUAACGUCAAGGUUGAUUAGAAUAGUAUCACAUUUUGCUUCUUUUUCUUUUGUACGAGCUCUUGAAUCUAGAUCUUGAUGGAUCUGGAUUUGAACACUUUAACUUUUUCUUGUAAGGAUUGUCAACUACGGUUAAUUACAUCUUGUUUUUUCUCUUUAAAAGAACUUAUGUUAAAUGACUUUCACAAUUAUUCUUGGAUAAA
Lathyrus oleraceus (garden pea) is the source of this 972-nucleotide messenger RNA. The record is from RefSeq and is a predicted model, not a curated record. NCBI's taxonomy places the organism in Eukaryota, Viridiplantae, Streptophyta, Magnoliopsida, Fabales, Fabaceae.